Messenger RNA from Acanthosepion pharaonis, 3477 nucleotides. The record is from the annotation of a GenBank genome assembly. NCBI's taxonomy places the organism in Eukaryota, Metazoa, Mollusca, Cephalopoda, Sepiida, Sepiidae.
AUGAGAAGAUUCUAUCUAUCUAUCUAUCUAUCUAUCUAUCUAUCUAUCUAUCUAUCUCAAGUGUGUUCCUAUCUAUCUAUCUAUCUAUCUCAAGUGUGUUCCUAUCUAUCUAUCUAUCUAUCUAUCUCAAGUGUGUUCCUAUCUAUCUAUCUAUCUAUCUAUCUAUCUAUCUAUCUAUCUAUCUAUCUAUCUAUCUAUUAUAUACCCGUACAAACAUAUAAAAUAUCCUGUCUUUUUAUCUUCCUUUUCCUCCUCUCUUUUUUGUCUUCCUUUUCCUCCUCUCUUUUUUGUCUUCCUUUUCCUCCUCUCUUUUUUGUCUUCCUUUUCCUCCUCUCUUUUUUGUCUUCCUUUUCCUCCUCUCUUUUUUGUCUUCCUUUUCCUCCUCUCUUUUUUGUCUCCCUUUUCCUCCUCUCUUUUUUGUCUUCCUUUUCCUCCUCUCUUUUUUGUCUUCCUUUUCCUCCUCUCUUUUUUGUCUUCCUUUUCCUCCUCUCUUUUUUGUCUUCCUUUUCUUCAUGUCGUUUUUUUUGUCUUCCUUUUCCUCACCUCUUUUUGUCUUCCUUUUACCAGUCUGUCUCGCUUUUACUUCCCUGUUUUCUUCAUUUUGCAUGUAUUUCUCUCGGCAAAGAGUUUUUAUCCCCUUUUUUCUUUUUCUCUCUCUCUUUUAAUUGUCGUCUGGUUUCUUUCUCCUUUCCCUCGUCUCCCCUCUCCUUCCCCCUCCUCCCUCUCUCUGUUCCUCUCCUCCACUUUUGCUUUCCCCCUCCCCUCUGUGUCAUCUUUCUCUCUUUCCGUCAGCAAUUGAGAUUCUUCCCCUGGAGAGAUCUCUUUCAUGUCGACGGCGCCUGCUGGUCUGACGGAGUCGAGCGGUUCUUCUCACUGUUGAACACUGCGUGGGAGAACUUCUUUCCGAGUUCCGAAAGUCUUCCACGAACCACAGCAUUUCUUUAUUUUCUCUAUCUAUCUAUCUAUCUAUCUAUCUAUCUAUCUAUCUAUCUAUGUCUAGUUCUGUCUGUCUAUCUAUCUAUGUCUAGUUCUGUCUAUCUAUCUAUCUAUCUAUCUAUCUAUCUAUGUCUAUUCUAUCUAUCUAUCUAUCUAUCUAUCUAUCUAAUUAUGUCUAGUUCUAUCUAUCUAGCUAUCUAUCUAAUUAUGUCUAGUUCUAUCUAUCUAGCUAUCUAUCUAACUAUGUCUAGUUCUAUCUAUCUAUCUAUCUAUCUAACUAUUUCUAUCUAUCUAUCUAGCUAUCUAUGUCUAGUUCUAUCUAUCUAUCUAACUAUUUCUAUCUAUCUAGCUAUCUAUCUAACUAUGUCUAGUUCUAUCUAUCUAUCUAGCUAUCUAUCUAACUAUUUCUAUCUAUCUAUCUAUCUAUCUAUCUAUCUAACUAUGUCUAGUUCUAUCUAUCUAUCUAUCUAUCUAGCUAUGUCUAGUUCUAUCUAUCUAUCUAGCUAUUUCUAUCUAUCUAUCUAUCUAGUGCAAAAUGGCCAUGCAGAUUCAGAAAACAGAACAGACACACAAAAUGACCAGAUGAUUUAUCCAACAGAACAUACCGUAAUUCCUCCCAAGGUUUCACGUAUUGAUCCCAAUUCCAACUCGAACGGACAGAAUUAUUCGGUGUAUCAACCCGCUUUCAAUAAUUUUGUUCCGAAUACCUCAGCAAACGAAAUACCAAAAGACUAUCAGCCAAUUAAGCAGGAAAUGCCGUUACCUGGGUCAUUGGCCUCGCCGGGUGGUGGUGGCGUUGAAGGUUCGAAUUACAGUCCGCCCAUUGGGCUCGCUCUCAGAGCUUCGACUCUGCAUUCGAAUGGACAGCUGAGAAACUUCGGCUGUUCUCUCUCUCUCUCUUCCCCCUCCUCUCUCUCUCUCGCUCUCUACAUCUGUUCAUAUCUGUAUAAAUCGGUUUAUAUCCUUCUCUAUCUAUCUAUCUAUCUAUAUCUAUCUAUCUAUCUAUCUAUCUAUCUAUCUAUCUAUAUCUAUCUAUCUAUCUAUCUAUCUAUCUAUCUAUCUCUGUUUAUAUCAUUCUAUCUAUCUAUCUAUCUCUGUUUAUAUCAUUCUAUCUAUCUCUGUUUAUAUCAUUCUAUCUAUCUCUGUUUAUAUCAUUCUAUCUAUCUCUGUUUAUAUCAUUCUAUCUAUCUAUCUAUCUCUGUUUAUAUCAUUCUAUCUCUCUAUCUAUCAAUCUCUGUUUAUAUCUAUCUAUCUAUCUAUCUAUCUAUCUAUCUAUCUAAAUCUGUUUAUAUCCUUCUAAUCUAUCUAUCUAUCUAUCUAUCUAUCUAUCUAUCUAAAUCUGUUUAUAUCCUCCUAAUCUAUCUAUCUAUCUAUCUAUCUGUUUAUAUCCUUCUAUCUAUCUUGAAAUCUAUCUAUCUAUCUCAGGCGUCUAGUUUUUCUCCUUUAUUUCUCACCGUCUUUUCUUUCAUUCUUUCUUUUCUCUGUCUUUUUGCUUAUUCUUUCUCUCCUUCUUUUUGCUUAUUCUUUCUCUCCCUCUUUUUGCUUAUUCUUUCUCUCCUUCUUUUUGCUUAUUCUUUCUCUCCCUCUUUUUGCUUAUUCUUUCUCUCCCUCUUUUUGCUUAUUCUUUCUCUCUUUUUUGCUUAUUCUUUCUCUCCUCUUUUGCUUAUUCUUUCUCUCCUUUUUUUAUUCUUUUUUCUCCCUCUUUUGCUUAUUCUUUCUCUCCCUUUUUUUGCUUAUUCUUUCUCUCCCUCUUUUGCUUAUUCUUUCUCUCCUUCUUUUUUAUUCUUUUCUCUCCUCUUUUGCUUAUUUUUCUCUCCUCUCUUUUUGCUUAUUCUUUCUCUCCUUCUUUUUGCUUAUUCUUUCUCUUCCUCUUUUUGCUUAUUCUUUCUCUUCCUCUUUUUGCUUAUUCUUUCUCUCCUUCUUUUUGCUUAUUCUUUCUCUCCUUCUUUUUGCUUAUUCUUUCUCUCCUUCUUUUUGCUUAUUCUUUCUCUCCUUCUUUUUGCUUAUUCUUUCUCUCCUUCUUUUUGCUUAUUCUUUCUCUCCCUUUUUUUGCUUAUUCUUUCUCUCCUUCUUUUUGCUUAUUCUUUCUUCUUUUUCCUCUUUUUGCUUAUUCUUCCUUCUUUCUGUUUUACGCUUAAUUAUCUCUCUCAUUUCGCUUUUCUUCUUCCAUCUUUCUUCCUUUUUUUCUUUUCCCAAACUAUUUUUCUCCUUCUACAUUCCCUUCUUUUCACUGUCUUUCUUGCUUCCUCAUUUUUCUUUAUCUUUCUUCUUCCUCCUCUUUUCAUUUCCUUUUAUUUAUUUCUUCUUUUUUUUUUUCAUUUCCUUUUAGUUUUCUUUUUCUCCUCCCGAAUCUUCCUGCUUCCUUUCUUUUUCUCUUUUUAUUUCACUUCUUUCCCCUCCUUUUCUCAUUCUUUCGAUUUGUUUUUAUCCUUUCCUCCUCCUCCUCCUCUCUCUCUCCCCUCUUUCUUUCUACCUUCCAAACCUUUCCAUCUCCCCUUUUCUCUCCGAGCACACCCAUAUUCUAAACUUCCUCUUACUUAA